AUGGUCUUUCCAUUUGACCUCCAACACCGCCGAGACUGUCAAUCCAAGCAGGCUCAGCGGUCCCACAGGAUUCGUUCCUUGACGGCCUACCACGGACCAUUUUCUGCACUGGAACGGGAGAUUCUGCAGAAGCCAAUCCAAGAGCUUGUCCAGGAUGUCCAGAAGAGUGCUACCCAGCCCAUCGACGUUCUCAAGACGUACGGAAAGGUGGCCUUGAAAGCCCAUGAGAGCACCAACUGCUUGACCGAGGUCAUGCUGGAGUCAGCCGAGGGUUGGCUCAAGGAAGGAUCUAUCAACCUGAAGGGUCCCCUCGCUGGUAUCCCCGUCUCCCUCAAGGACAGCCUGCAUGUCGCUGGGUACGACUCGUGCAUCGGCUAUUCCAUGCACACCAACAAGCCGUCUGUCGAGGAUGGUCCCGUCGUGCGUCUGCUGAAGGACGCCGGUGCCGUGCCCUACGUCAAGACCAACCUUCCCAUCACCCUCCUCUCCUUCGAAUCCACCAAUGACGUCUGGGGACGCACCACCAACCCGCACAACAGCAAGUACAGCCCCGGUGGUUCAACAGGCGGUGAGUCUGCUCUCCUUGCUUUUGGCGGCAGGAUCGGUAUCGGCUCCGAUGUUGCGGGGAGCGUCCGGGUCCCUGCCCACUUCUCCGGCUGCUACUCCCUGCGAUGUUCCACCGGCCGCUGGCCCAAGAUGGGCAUCACGACCAGCAUGCCCGGCCAGGAGGGCAUCCCCAGCGUCUUCAGCCCCAUGGCCCGCACCCUGAACGACCUGACCUACUUUACCCGCUCCAUUGUUGAGAUGAAGCCGUGGAACUACGACUACACCGUCCACCCGAUUCCCUGGCGGCACGACGUCGAGAAGGAGUUUCUCGAGAAGAAGAAGCUCCGCGUCGGCAUCAUGCGCACAGACGGCGUCGUCGACCCCAGCCCGGCAUGCCUCCGCGCCGUCGAGAUGGUCGAGGACGCCCUCCGCCGCGAGGGCCACGAGAUUGUCGAAGUUGACCUGCCCCACCUCCGCGAGAUCCUGCGCGUCGCGUCCCUGGCCCUCAACUCGGACGGGUGCCUCACCUACGGCUCCUUCCUCCGCCCGGGCGAGUGGGUCGACGCCGGCGCCGCCCAGCUCAGCUACCUCGCCAGCAUGUGGCGCCCCACGCGGUACCUCUACUACCUGUGGGCCAAGUACGUGCGGCGUGACGCCCUGUGGGCGGACCUCGUGCGCGACUUUCGCCCGCAGAGCGCGUUCGAGGCGUGGAAGCUCGUGUCGCAGCGGGAGAAGAUCCGGCUGGCCUGGUUCGACUGGUGGGAGGCGGCCAAGGUGGACUUUUUGGUGACACCACCAAAUGCGACGCCGGCGGUGCCGCAUGACGGCAUGGGAGAGGCCGUCAGCAGCUGCGGAUACACGUUCAUGUUCAACCUUCUCGAUUACUCUGCCGGUGUGGUGCCCGUGACUCACGUUGACAAGAACCUGGAUCAGCUACCCAAGGAUUUCAAGCUCGGCAGGCUGAACGGCGUGGCAAGGGGAGCGUACAAGCUGUACGAUGCGACUGCCAUGCAUGGACUGCCUGUGGGUGUGCAGGUCGUGGGACGCCGCCUGGAGGAGGAGAAGGUGCUCUCCCUCAUGCGGAGGGUAGAGGAUGCCCUGGGCGACGACAAGUACGAGCUGCUUGCAAUUGACUGA
This is a messenger RNA of Verticillium nonalfalfae, 1683 nucleotides long. RefSeq lists its product as uncharacterized. NCBI's taxonomy places the organism in Eukaryota, Fungi, Ascomycota, Sordariomycetes, Glomerellales, Plectosphaerellaceae. The transcript has 3 exons. The coding region runs from base 1 to 1683 and encodes 560 amino acids. The record is from RefSeq and is a predicted model, not a curated record.